Molecule: messenger RNA, 5584 nt
Organism: Colius striatus (speckled mousebird)
Lineage: Eukaryota; Metazoa; Chordata; Aves; Coliiformes; Coliidae
Gene: ZNF521
Product: zinc finger protein 521
Exons: 7
Coding region: 9-4139 (1376 amino acids)
Biological process (GO): regulation of transcription by RNA polymerase II
Cellular component (GO): chromosome; nucleus
Molecular function (GO): RNA polymerase II transcription regulatory region sequence-specific DNA binding; chromatin insulator sequence binding; DNA-binding transcription factor activity, RNA polymerase II-specific
Source: RefSeq, a predicted model, not a curated record
UUUUAAUCAUGCCCCUCUGUCUGUGUGUGAGUGCAGGCAGGCUGACAAUGAUUUCCUCAGUGAUUACGUACAGAGCGAGUCCCUGCGGGUUAGGGGCCCCCUCUGGAGCCAUCCUGAUGGCUUUGGGGGCCUUGCUUCCAUUUUCCAUUAUUAUGUGGACUACCGGAGCGACAGCGCAGUCCAAGACCUUGCAGCUGUUUGCUUUUAGGAUGUCUCGCCGCAAGCAAGCUAAACCAAGAUCACUCAAAGUAGAAGAAAAUGAAACAGAGGACCAGCAGGCAGGUGUGGGACACACAGGCGCACAGACUGACCCUAACUGUAAACUAGAAGACAAGACAGAAGAUGGAGAAGUGUUAGACUGCAAGAAAAGGACAGAUGAAGGGGAGGAGUUAGAAGAAGAAGUUGUGCACAGCUGUGACAGCUGCCUCCAGGUGUUUGAGUCACUGAGUGAUAUCACAGAACACAAGAUUAAUCAAUGUCAACUGACAGAUGGAGUGGAUGUUGAGGAUGACCCCACUUGCUCAUGGCCAGCAUCAUCGCCUUCUAGCAAGGACCAGACUUCCCCAAGCCAUGGAGAAGGUUGUGAUUUUGGUGAAGAGGAAGGAGGCCCAGGGUUGCCUUAUCCAUGCCAGUUUUGCGACAAAUCGUUCAGCCGCCUCAGCUACUUAAAGCACCACGAGCAGAGUCACAGCGACAAGCUCCCUUUCAAAUGUACGUAUUGCAGUCGUCUCUUCAAACACAAGCGGAGCAGGGACCGCCACAUAAAGCUUCAUACGGGAGACAAGAAGUAUCACUGCAGUGAGUGUGAUGCAGCAUUCUCGAGGAGUGAUCAUCUUAAAAUUCACUUAAAGACUCAUACAUCCAACAAGCCAUAUAAGUGUGCCAUUUGUAGACGUGGUUUCCUGUCAUCUAGUUCGCUGCACGGCCACAUGCAGGUUCACGAGAGGAACAAAGAUGGCUCUCAGUCUGCUUCCCGGAUGGAGGACUGGAAAAUGAAGGACACUCAGAAAUGCAGUCAGUGCGAAGAAGGCUUUGAUUUUCCUGAUGAUCUUCAGAAGCACAUUGCAGAAUGCCACCCUGAGUGUUCCCCUAAUGAAGACCGAUCUGCUCUUCAGUGUGUUUACUGUCAUGAACUCUUUGUAGAGGAAACGUCUCUGGUAAAUCACAUGGAGCAGGCUCAUAGCGGUGAGAAGAAGAAUUCAUGCAGCAUUUGCUCUGAGAACUUUCAUACUGUGGAGGAGCUGUACAGCCACAUGGACAGUCAUCAGCAGCCAGAGUCAUGCAACCACAGCAACAGCCCAUCUUUGGUAACCGUGGGCUACACAUCAGUCUCUAGCACUACUCCAGAUUCAAAUCUGUCAGUGGACAGUUCAACAAUGGUGGAAACGGCUCCUCCUAUACCAAAAGGUCGUGGAAGGAAGCGGGCAGCUCAGCAAGUGCCAGAUAUCACUGGUCCUUCGAGUAAACAGGCAAAAGUUACCUAUAGCUGCAUUUAUUGCAACAAACAGUUAUUUUCCAGCCUUGCAGUUUUGCAGAUACACCUGAAAACUAUGCAUUUAGAUAAACCCGAACAAGCCCAUAUCUGUCAGUAUUGUCUAGAGGUAUUGCCAUCUCUCUACAAUCUGAACGAACAUCUUAAGCAAGUCCACGAAGCUCCGGACCCAGCACUGAUUGUUUCUACUAUGCCUGCCAUGGUGUACCAGUGCAACUUCUGCUCUGAAGUGUUCAAUGACCUCAACACCCUUCAGGAGCAUAUCCGAUGUUCUCAUGGAUUUGCCAACCCUGCUGCUAAGGACAGUAAUGCAUUCUUUUGUCCCCAUUGCUACAUGGGAUUUCUUACAGAUUCUUCUCUGGAAGAGCACAUUAGACAAGUCCAUUGUGAUCUUAGCAGUUCCCGUUUUGGUUCUCCUGUGCUUGGAACCCCAAAAGAUCCAGUGGUGGAAGUGUAUUCUUGUUCUUACUGUACAAAUUCUCCAAUAUUUAAUAGCGUUCUUAAACUGAACAAACAUAUCAAGGAGAAUCAUAAGAACAUUCCCUUGGCACUGAAUUACAUCCACAAUGGAAAAAAAUCCAGAGCCAUGAGUCCGUUGUCUCCUGUAACCAUUGAGCAAACCUCUUUAAAGAUGAUGCAGGCAGUUGGAGGUGCUCCUCCUCGUCCUGCCGGUGAAUAUAUUUGUAAUCAAUGUGGUGCUAAGUAUACGUCCUUGGAUGGUUUUCAGACUCAUUUAAAAACACAUCUUGACACUGUCCUGCCAAAAUUGACCUGCCCUCAGUGCAACAAAGAAUUUCCAAACCAGGAGUCUCUGCUGAAGCAUGUUACCAUUCAUUUCAUGAUCACCUCAACCUACUACAUCUGUGAAAGCUGUGACAAGCAGUUUACUUCUGUGGACGACUUGCAGAAACACCUACUAGACAUGCAUACAUUUGUGUUCUUCCGCUGCACCUUGUGCCAAGAGGUUUUUGACUCCAAAGUCUCCAUUCAGCUACACUUGGCUGUGAAGCACAGCAAUGAAAAGAAGGUAUACAGAUGUACAUCUUGCAACUGGGAUUUCCGCAAUGAGACUGACCUACAGCUUCAUGUUAAACACAACCACCUGGAGAACCAAGGCAAAGUACACAAGUGUAUCUUCUGUGGCGAGUCCUUUGGUACGGAAGUGGAGCUGCAGUGUCACAUUACUACGCACAGCAAGAAGUACAAUUGCAAAUUCUGCAGCAAGGCUUUCCAUGCUAUUAUUUUGCUGGAAAAGCACUUAAGGGAAAAACAUUGUGUCUUUGAAACAAAAACUCCAAACUGUGGAACGAAUGGGGCAUCCGAGCAGGUUCAGAAAGAGGAAGUGGAACUCCAGACCUUGUUGACAAAUAGCCAGGAGUCCCAUAACAGCCACGAUGGUAGCGAAGAAGAUGUGGACACAUCUGAGCCUAUGUAUGGCUGUGACAUCUGUGGAGCAGCUUAUACCAUGGAGACUCUCCUGCAAAAUCACCAGCUUCGAGACCACAACAUUAGACCUGGAGAAAGUGCCAUAGUGAAGAAAAAGGCUGAACUCAUUAAAGGGAAUUACAAGUGUAACGUGUGUUCUCGAACAUUCUUCUCUGAAAACGGACUCCGAGAACACAUGCAGACACACUUGGGACCAGUGAAACAUUAUAUGUGCCCAAUCUGUGGCGAGCGGUUUCCCUCUCUUCUGACUCUUACUGAACAUAAAGUGACACAUAGUAAGAGCUUGGACACUGGAAACUGCAGGAUCUGCAAGAUGCCCCUCCAGAGCGAGGAGGAAUUUUUAGAGCAUUGCCAAAUGCACCCUGAUUUGAGGAACUCCUUGACAGGGUUCCGCUGUGUGGUGUGCAUGCAGACAGUGACCUCCACGCUGGAACUGAAAAUCCACGGCACAUUCCACAUGCAGAAAACUGGAAAUGGUUCUGCCGUGCAGUCCACGGGGCGUGCACAGCAUCUGCAGAAACUCUACAAGUGUGCUUCUUGCCUGAAGGAGUUCCGCUCAAAACAGGAUUUAGUGAAACUUGACAUCAACGGUCUGCCGUAUGGUCUGUGUGCUAGCUGUGUUAAUCUCAGUAAAAGUGGUAGUCCAAACGUCAACAUCCCUUCAAGCAGUAACAGACCAGGCAUGGGCCAAAAUGAGAACUUGAGUUCCAUUGAGAACAAAAGCAAGGCAGGGGGGCUGAAGACUCGAUGUUCUAGUUGCAAUGUUAAAUUUGAAUCAGAAAGUGAACUCCAAAACCAUAUUCAGUCAAUCCACAGAGAGCUUGUUCCAGACAGCAACAGUACACAGCUGAAAACACCACAAGUAUCUCCAAUGCCCAGAAUCAGCCCCUCCCAAACUGAAGAGAGCUGUAUGCCAGGAUGGGCAUAUCACAGCAGGGGACAUGAGGUACAUCACACCAUCAUUCUGGAAGGAACCAUGAAAGUGCAGGCUGAUAAUGAGCUUGUGGAGAUGAGGACACAAAAUUCAGAUACUGCAGAGAGCUGGUGGCUUCUUGAAACUCAACUUACUCAACCUCAGAUGUGUCGAGAAAUGGUAUCACCUCGGGAGGAAGAAUCGAGCUCAGAGGCUUCUGGUAGGGCGUUUGGAGAGGCAUCUUCUUCAAGCCUGUGGAAAACUUCACAAGAGAGGAAGAAUGGAUAACGUUCUCCAAAGUAUUCAAGAACGCCAAACCAAGGUUUCCAUGAAACAGUGCAGUGGAGUGGGAAAGCCUACUUGAAGAAAGGCGGAAGAACUGCAGAGGAUCUCAGCAAUGUGCAUGAAGACCUUAUUAAGCAUCUCUAGAGAGGGCAGAUGUAGCUUUAUAAGAUAAAAUGUCCUGAGAUGUAUACUGCAAAAGGUCAGCUGUGCAGCCUACUAUCUUUAGGGGGCUUUCCCUGUACAAGAAUCUGCUGGUCAACUGACCAGGGUGACAUGGCACAGUGACAUGGUGACAUGGAGGUCAAAAAGCUGAAGAGCAGCUCUGCAGAGAGAGACAUGAGAGUCCUGAUUGAUGAUAAACUGAACAUGAGCCAGCAAUGUGCCCUCGUGGCCAAGAAGGCCAAUGGCAUCCUGGGAUGCAUCAAGAAGGGUGUGGCCAGCAGGUCAAGGGAGGUUCUUCUUCCCCUCUACUCUGCCCUUGUGAGACCUCAUCUGGAGUCCUGUGACCAGGUCUGGGCUUCUCAGCUCAAGAGAGACAGAACUUCUAGAGAGAGAGUCCAGCACAGGGCAACCAAGAUGAUCAGGGGAGUGGAACAUGUUUCAUACUAGGAAAGGCUGUGGGAACUGGGGCUAUUUAGUCUAGAAAAGAGGAUACUGAGGGGGGAUGUUAUUAAUAUUUAUAAAUAUCUAAAGAGUGGGUGUCAGGAGGUCAGGACAUCCCUUUUUUCUGUUGUAUCUAGGAACAGGACAAGGGGUAAUGGGAUGAAGCUGGAACACAAAAAGUUCCACUUAAAUCUAAGAAAAAACUAUUUCACUGUUCAGGUGAUGGAGCAGUGGCACAGGCUGCCCAGAGGGGUUGUGGAGGCUCCUUCCUUGGAGGUCUUCAAGAUCCACCUGGACAUGUUCCUAUGUGACCUGAUCUAGGUUGACUUGCGUCUGCAGGGGGGUUUGGACUAGAUGAUCUCUAAAGGUGCCUUCCAACCCUACCAUUCUAUGUUUCUAUGAAUUUUCCUUCUGCACAGCCCCAGUGGAAAACCAAAAUAGUUAUGAAUGUUUGCAUUCCGACCUCAGAAUUCGGUAGAAACAACAAGAAAGUUCUCAUUUUUCUAGUGUGAUUAUCUUUAGGAACAAGGUAUGGGAAUUCAUGGCGUCUCUCUUUUUGUCUACUGGUUUGCAUACUUUUGGAGAGCUCUGUCUCUCUUUCCUUUCUUACUCUUGGCCAGUUUCAAGAAAAAAAUUUGUGGAUUAAUAUGAAUCUCAAAGCGUUUAAAGUUUUUACAAUGUUUAGGAAGAGACGUGACCCAGCAGAUGAUAAAAUCUAGACAGGAAAGAAGCAUUUUAGAGAUCCAAGCCAGGAAUAUAGCUUUAACUGAAGCUCAUACCUGUUUUUUUAAUGCAAAAGUCAGUCAGUCACAAGAAAUGAAGCUGUAAGAAACCAUGAUCUUUUC